GAUGCAACAACAACGACUAUCGCCGAGCCAUAUCCGCAUGGAUCCUGCGCCGCUCUGCUCGCCCGUUGAGGUUGGCACUGUCUCAUUAUAGCUGCCGUACUGAGCCAUACGACACUCGGCUCUUCUCGUGCGCCUACGUCCGCAAACGCUUCGACCUCUACGCAUUCCUCUACCUCUCGCAGAACGCUCGAUACGUCAUAUGGGGGAAGCAUACCGAUGGUGUUAUACAGCAGACAGACCAGCCGCGGAAUACGUGUUACCUCUGCCUAUCCAACUGAGCAGGAAAGAACAUGCGAUCGCCUUCGCUGGCGGUUUCACGUCAUACAUCGAGUUUCACUGCGCGAUGGGACAUCAAACAAUUGACAAGGACGCGGAGCUGAUCUCCGAGCGACCGGCCGACAACCUACCGCCGACUGGUGGCCGACACGGCGGACAGUCUGACACACCAAGCCCUUCGAGGUCAUCCACAGCGACCUAUCGAGCAAGUUUUCCCGCCAGAGCCUUGGCGGAUCGCGAUACUAUAUUUCGUUUAUCGACGGCUCCACCCAACACGCCUAGGUCAAGCUCCUGCCGCGGGAGGCCGACGCCCCGUCGAAUGGGUCAGCACAAUCAGCCAAUUCAGCGAUUCACUGGUUCUGCCAUCAAGCGUCUUAAAUCAGACAAUGGUGGUGAGUAUAUCGCCUCCCGCCUUCAAUAUUUCCUUCGGCGGAAAGGCAAAGUGCACGACACCGUACCGCCAGCUCCGCCCGGUCCACGUUCUUUUCCAGCCAUCUCCAGAAAGCUGCCGCCAUGGUAUUAUGAGUGGCGGGGAGAGGGACGGGGAGAGGGACGGGGAGAGGUUUGCGGUGUUUGCGGAAGACGUGGCAGCUCGCGGGAAGGCGUUGGGCUUUCGCUCAGGCGGCCGCUGAGGCAGCGAGUCGGCGAUGGAGGUGGCCCACUCUGCAAGACACGGUUGACCUGUCAUGAGGAGACUCUUACAGGCGACGCGAAACGGGAACCGGAAUUGCGUCGCUGGGUUCCGGCCCUCGGUGGACCUGAAUGGCAGGCAACAUUACGUCCUAACCGCUACUACGUGGCUCGAUAGAACGGAUGCGCAAUACGAGUUUAGUCUCUCUAAUAGUGCUUUUCGGUGCCAUACGAUUGCAGAAUUAAUGCGCGCGUACAGAGCAAGAAGGUAAUAAUCUUAGCCCAUAUAAAUCGGUCGUUGUGACCUACCAAUCUGCCACACAAAUAAGAACAUG
Trematosphaeria pertusa is the source of this 1241-nucleotide messenger RNA. RefSeq lists its product as uncharacterized. The coding region runs from base 200 to 1084 and encodes 294 amino acids. The record is from RefSeq and is a predicted model, not a curated record. NCBI's taxonomy places the organism in Eukaryota, Fungi, Ascomycota, Dothideomycetes, Pleosporales, Trematosphaeriaceae. The transcript has 2 exons.